Molecule: messenger RNA, 1395 nt
Organism: Naegleria gruberi
Lineage: Eukaryota; Heterolobosea; Eutetramitea; Acrasida; Naegleriidae
Exons: 2
Coding region: 1-1395 (464 amino acids)
Source: RefSeq, a predicted model, not a curated record
AUGCAGAAUGACACAUCCUCAUCUAUUCCAUCAGUACUUACCAAUGUUUUUCGGAUUGACCCUCUCAUUGUUUCAUACAUUGAAAUUUCUUUGGCAAUCGCUGCACUUUUCCUCUCGUUGUCACUUGUCGUGUAUAUCAUCUACUUUUAUCUCAAAAAACAUCACACAAUCACAAAGAACCACAAGAGAAUGAUUAUUGGAGUGCUCAUCAUGUGUAUUAUGGAGUGUUUCGUCUUGAUUUUCAGAAUUAUUUACGAUAGUUUGAGUAUUUCCUUUGGAUUGAGAUUUCAGAAAUAUGCUUCCACACUUGCAUUGAAAAAUUCCACAACUCUGGAGGGAUUUGAUACCUUCUUGUGGUAUAACAAUACUCUGGGAAUUACUCCAUAUGAUGUGGGAAUAAGUAUGGAAGAAAUUGUUAUUUUCAUAAUUUCUGUAGCAGCCGAAUUAUUCAUUGUUCUUAUGGAUAUUCAAGUGAUGGUCAUUAUUGUUUGGUUUGUUACACUGGUCUUUGUGGAAACGUUUAGAUUGUCGAGUGGAUUGUUAAAUUCAAGAAAAGUGCACUAUUUUGUAAAUAUUGUCACAAUUUUCACAAUUAUCAACUCGAUUGGAUUGUUGGUCAUUAAUUUAGUGACGACAAUUCUGACCAUUGUACAGAGAUUGGGAUAUAUCAGUGCCGAAUCCAUUACAUAUGUCUAUGGAUUGUGUCUAUUACUGUUCCUAAUUGAAAUUCUCUCCCAAAUAACCUUAUUAAUUAUUGCUGCAACAAUUGUUCUCCAAACAAUUUCCAAAAUCUCCAUAGAAAAUCAAAACAAGAGAAGAACCAUCAUUAAAAUUCUCAUAUUACAAAGUGGAUUAUUUGGUUGUUUCCUAUUCGAAGCUUUUGCAGCAGCCUCUGGAGUACUCGCCCAAGGAGUUGAAGCACAUUUUGCUUUAGGCUACUCAACUGGUAAUUCUCUUGGAAUCUUGAUAUUUGCCUGCACUGCUCUGACUUUGUAUACUCCUUUCCGAGCCCUGAAUACAAAGGCCAAUAGUGAAGAUCAUCAAGUGAAUGAUUCACUUCAUAGUAGGUUAAAGUCAUCAUCAUCAAAUAAUAAUUCCAUGAUGAUGAUGGAAAAGAAACAAUAUAGUUCGCUGAGUAAUGGAACAACAACUACAACACCUACAUCUUUAGUGAGAGUAGGAGAAAUACCUCCUCGUUUGAUGAUGAUAGAAUUGGAGGAGGCUGGUAUGAGCAAUGAUUGUUGUAUUCAAAGCAGCUCCGGAAAUGAUGAAAACAUGUUGAUGGAAAAGGUUAUUGUUGUUGAUGAAAAGACAAAACAACAACAACUACCACAAUCAACAUUAGUAAUUACUACCAUUCCAUGCAACGAACUAGAGAGCAUGAUCUUGAAAUAA